GGGAUUUACCUGACACUGCUUUCCCAGCAGUUUGGCUUUUCAGUUACCUGAGGCGUAUGAGGGUCUUCGAGUAGUUCCCGAGCCAGCGGGCAUCAGCGGCCCCACAAGAGCCCUUCGCUUCUCGGAGCCCACGGCCGGCUCUGUGUUGGUAAAGAUGAGUACCCACCCUUCCUCUCCUUUUGACCCUGAGCGUCGAGUCCGGAGCAUGUUGAAAAAGGUCUUUGGGUUUGACUCUUUUAAGACGCCUUUGCAGGAGAGGGCGAUCAUGGCUGUAGUGAAAGGUGAUAAGGAUGUCUUUGUGUGCAUGCCCACUGGGGCAGGAAAGUCCCUCUGCUAUCAGCUCCCUGCUCUGUUGGCUAAAGGCAUCACCAUCGUGGUCUCUCCUCUCAUUGCUUUGAUUCAGGACCAGGUGGACCACUUGCUGGCUCUGAAGGUCCGAGUGAGUUCCCUGAACUCGAAGCUGUCGGUGCAGGAGAGGAAGGAGCUGCUUUCCGACCUGGAGCAGGAAAAGCCCCAGACCAAGCUUCUGUACAUCACGCCAGAGAUGGCGGCUUCCACCUCCUUCCAGCCCACCCUGAACUCCCUGGUGUCUCGCCACCUGCUCUCCUACCUGGUGGUGGAUGAAGCUCAUUGUGUUUCCCAGUGGGGGCACGACUUCCGCCCUGACUACUUGCGUCUGGGAGCCCUGCGCUCCCGCCUGGCAGAUGCCCCGUGCGUGGCUCUGACCGCCACGGCCACCCCGCAGGUCCGAGAGGAUGUGUUUGCUGCCCUGCACCUGAAGCAGCCAGUUGCUAUCUUCAAGACUCCCUGCUUCCGGGCCAACCUCUUCUAUGACGUGCAGUUCAAGGAACUGCUUCCUGAUCCUUAUGGGAACCUGAGGGACUUCUGCCUUAAGGCUCUUGGACAGAAGGCUGAUAAAGGGUUGUCCGGCGGCGGCAUCAUCUACUGCAGAACCAGAGAGGCCUGUGAACAGCUGGCCAUAGAGCUUAGUUACAGGGGUGUGAAUGCCAAGGCGUACCAUGCAGGGCUGAAGGCUCCUGAAAGAACACUGGUGCAGAACGAGUGGAUGGAGGAGAAGGUCCCUGUAAUUGUGGCGACCAUUAGUUUUGGGAUGGGAGUGGACAAAGCCAAUGUCAGGUUUGUUGCCCACUGGAAUAUUGCCAAGUCUAUGGCUGGGUACUACCAGGAGUCUGGCCGGGCGGGCAGAGAUGGAAAGCCUUCCUGGUGCCGCCUCUACUACUCCAGGAGCGACCGCGACCAAGUCAGCUUCCUGAUCAGGAAGGAAGUUGCAAAACUCCAGGAAAAGAGAGGGAACAAAGCAUCUGAUAAAGCUGCAGUCUUGGCCUUUGAUGCCCUGGUGGCCUUCUGUGAAGCGUCAGGGUGCCGCCAUGCUGCUAUUGCCAAGUACUUCGGGGACUUGCCCCCCGCCUGCACCAAAGGCUGUGACUGCUGCCAGAACCCCGCAGGUGUGCGGAAGCAGCUGGACGCUUUGGAGCAGAGAAGCAGCUGGAACAAGACCUGCAUUGGGCCCUCCCAAGGGAACGGCUAUGACCCCGAGCUGUACGAAGGAGGCCGCAGGGGUUACGGGGGCUUUAGCAGGUAUGAUGAAGGGUCUGGAGGCAGCGGGGACGAGGGCAGAGACGAGGCCCAGAAGCGGGAAUGGAAUCUCUUCUACCAGAAGCAGAUGCGCCUGCGCAAGGGCAAAGACCCCAAGACAGAAGAAUUCGUACCCCCAGAUGAGGACUGUCCCCUGAGAGAGGCUGCCAGUAGGAAGAUCCCCAGGCUCACUGUGAAGGCCCGUGAGCACUGCCUGGGGCUCCUGGAGGAGGCGCUGAGCAGUAACCACCAGGCCACAGGUUCCGCUGAUGGACUUGACCUCCAGGCCAAGGCAGUGGAGCUGGAACACGAGACAUUCCGCAGUGCCAAGGUGGCCAACCUGUACAAGGCCAGCGUGCUGAAGAAGGUGGCUGAGAUCCACAGAGCCUCGAAGGAGGGGCAGCUGUACCGUGUGGGAGGCAGCACCAGCAGCUGCAGCGCCCAGGCCGAGCCCCCGGAGCCCACCGAGCAUGACAUCCUGCCUGCCUCCCAGGUGUACUCGCUCAAGCCCAAGCGGGUGGGAGCUGGUUUCCCCAAAGGCUCCUGCCUGUUCCAGACGGCCACAGAGCUGAUGGAGAAGACGUGGGUCCCAGAGCAAGAGCCCCGGCCUGAGCAGGGUGGUGAGCAGGGGGCCCCCAGCCGGCCCUGUGACCGCCAGGGUACGGAGUGCGCCGAGCCCCUCCCCGGGCUCCAAGGAGAGGCCCCCGGGAGCGAUGCUGUUUGUCAGGGGCCCUCCCCCGAGGAGGAGAGAGGCCCUGCCCGGGGCAGCCCCACCACCAAGGUCCGGGUCAAUAAGAAGCAGCAGCUCCUGGCCGCCGCGGCACUCAAGGACUCUCAGAACAUCACCCGCUUCUUCUGCCGAAGGACCAAGAGCCCGCCCCCACUCACUGCAGCCCUAGGGGUAGAUAGUACCAGCCCCUCCCGUGAUGGGGUGUGGAGACCCCUGACGCUCCUGGAGAAGGGCUCAGGGCAGGAGGAUGGAGCCGUGGGGCGUUUGGCUGCCCGCCCCGAUACCAAGGAGUGCGCUGAGGAGGGGCCGAGUGCCUGCCCGCUCAGAGACCAGAGGCCCCCCGAAGGCCAGCCCAGCCCCACAGAGGAGGCACAGAGAGGCAAGCGGCCCAGACCCCAGCAGGAGAACCCGGGGAGCCAGGCUCAGAAGAGGCCACGUCCCUCAGCCAAGGCCUCCAUCCUAGCUGAGGCAAAGGGCAGCGUCUCAGCCAGCGACCAGAGCCCCCCGAGCCCCCAAGGCUCCUGCCAGCUCUCGGCACCCAGCAUUUCCCUGAAGGAGGCUGCGAGUGUGGUGGUCAAGUGUCUGACCCCCUUCUACAAGGAGGGCAAGUUUGCAUCCAAGGAACUGUUUAAAGCCUUCGCCCGCCACCUCUCACACUCACUGACCCAGAACCUCUGUCCGGGAAGAAGCGUGAAGGAAGAGGCACAGGACGUCAUCAAGCAGUUGUUCCGUGGCCGAGCCCGGUGCGAGAGUGAAGCCGACUGGCACGGCCUGUGUGGCCUGCAGAGAUGACCGAUGGGGCCCGAUGGGGCCCACAUUCCUGCCUGCCCCCCAGACUCCAGCGUGGCCCACCCCAGCGUCGCUCAGGACCAGGGAGGGUGGGCGGCCUGCUCCCAGGCUUUCCCCGCUUCCAGCCACACCUCACUUUGGAAAUGGGCCCGAACACCUCCCAAAGCGCGGUCAGCCCACCUUUCUUUUUGCUCGCAAAGCCUGAGGCCCUCUUUCUCCUUGCCUGCCUGCCUUCCUGGCCCUCGCAGUUGGGUUUUCUGGGCCAGAUCCCCAGGUGAGAAAGGGGCAUAUGGUGUGGUGGCUGCCAGAGGAGCAGAAAGAAAAUGGUCCCUCCACCUCUUAAAACACUUUAAACUCAGGGCGAGGCCCAGCAGGCCAAGGCCAUGGAGCCGAUUCAGGAGGAGCCCCUGCUGCCCUUGGUCCACCCCCACCGCCCUCUCCCCUCACGAUGCCGCCUGCAGUCCAGCCCAGAGGCAGAGCUCAUGCCAAGAGGGGCAGCAGCCCGCCCUGCCCCUGCUCACCUCCUGGUCAGGAAGACCGGGCGGGACAUCAGCAU
Messenger RNA from Budorcas taxicolor (takin), 3671 nucleotides. It is a transcript of the gene RECQL5, whose product is annotated as RecQ like helicase 5. Lineage: Eukaryota; Metazoa; Chordata; Mammalia; Artiodactyla; Bovidae. Gene Ontology annotation, cellular component: chromosome; cytoplasm. The record is from RefSeq and is a predicted model, not a curated record. The coding region runs from base 155 to 3118 and encodes 987 amino acids. The transcript has 20 exons. Gene Ontology annotation, biological process: double-strand break repair via homologous recombination. Gene Ontology annotation, molecular function: ATP binding; 3'-5' DNA helicase activity; four-way junction helicase activity.